Ilex paraguariensis (yerba mate) is the source of this 372-nucleotide messenger RNA. Lineage: Eukaryota; Viridiplantae; Streptophyta; Magnoliopsida; Aquifoliales; Aquifoliaceae. The record is from the annotation of a GenBank genome assembly.
AUGCUUAUGCUAUUUUUGGAGGUUGAUGAUUAUAAGGGGAAGGAGGUUUUGCAGGAAUUGAAAAUUGGAUCUCCUUUCUCCUUAGUUACUAUAGUCAAAUGGAUUAAGUGGGAACCUCCUCCUGGAGGUAUGCUGAAGAUGAAUGUUGAUGGUGCAUCCAAAGGGAGGUCUGUUUUGUCUGGUGGUGGGGUGGUAUUGAGGAAUCAAGAGGGGCAUGUAGUAUUUGCUGUUCUGACUGAGAGGACUACUGAUUUUUUGGUCAAUGGUGUUUUUCCACUUGCUGGGAGAUUGCUAUUGCAAAAGGAUCAGAGUUUGCUGCCUACAGUAAGAUUGAAGAGGUUUGUUAAUAGAGGUGCAUUGCCUUCUUUAUGA